Messenger RNA from Leopardus geoffroyi (Geoffroy's cat), 3794 nucleotides. RefSeq names its product transmembrane anterior posterior transformation 1 (gene TAPT1). Bases 16 to 1866 code for a protein of 616 amino acids. Gene Ontology annotation, cellular component: endoplasmic reticulum membrane; ciliary basal body. The transcript has 14 exons. Gene Ontology annotation, biological process: maintenance of protein localization in endoplasmic reticulum; positive regulation of cilium assembly. The record is from RefSeq and is a predicted model, not a curated record. Lineage: Eukaryota; Metazoa; Chordata; Mammalia; Carnivora; Felidae.
GGCGCGGGGGUGGGGAUGGGGGUGUCGUGCGACCCCGGGUCCUUGUCCCGCGGCCGCCGCUGCCUCCGGGGGCGCGCGGGCCGCCGCGGCUGCCGGGGCUCCGGGGCUCCGCGGCCGCUGACAGCUCGUCGGGCGGGGUCCGCGCGCGCGGCACCGGGGUCUCCGCGGCACACGCCCGGCCAGGUGUGGCCGAGAGACCGCGCUGCGGCCGGGGAAGUUCUGUCCCGGGGGCCUUGGCCGCUUUUGCAAGGUCUUUCAGAAAGACCCCCGGGGUAUCCUCACGCCCAGUUCUCGUUGGAGAGCGUCUCCCACGUCUCAGGGAGCUCAAAACUGAGAAGCUCAAGGCUGAUUUCUUCAUCAUUUUCCUGCCAAGAGCUUUCAUUGUUGAGGUUCCUCAGUGCUGAACUAACAAGAGGGUACUUCCUUGAACAUAAUGAGGCCAAGUAUACAGAAAGAAGAGAAAGAGUAUACACUUGUAUGCGAAUACCAAGAGAAUUGGAAAAGCUCAUGGUUUUUGGAAUCUUUCUGUGCCUGGAUGCAUUUCUGUAUGUGUUCACCCUGCUUCCUUUAAGAGUUUUCCUGGCACUAUUCAGGCUCUUCACUCUGCCUUGCUAUGGCUUAAGGGACAGACGUUUGCUUCAGCCUGCUCAGGUGUGUGACAUCCUGAAGGGUGUCAUUUUGGUAAUCUGCUAUUUCAUGAUGCACUACGUUGACUACUCCAUGAUGUAUCACCUGAUAAGGGGGCAGUCAGUCAUCAAGCUGUACAUCAUCUACAAUAUGCUCGAGGUAGCAGAUCGUCUGUUUUCAUCGUUUGGACAAGAUAUAUUAGAUGCUCUCUACUGGACAGCAACAGAGCCUAAAGAAAGAAAAAGAGCCCAUAUCGGAGUGAUUCCUCACUUUUUCAUGGCCGUUCUCUAUGUCUUUUUGCAUGCAAUUCUCAUCAUGGUUCAAGCGACCACUCUCAACGUGGCUUUUAACUCACACAACAAGUCACUGCUCACCAUCAUGAUGUCUAAUAAUUUUGUUGAAAUUAAAGGAAGUGUUUUCAAGAAGUUUGAAAAGAACAAUCUUUUUCAAAUGUCUAAUAGCGAUAUUAAGGAACGAUUCACGAAUUAUGUGCUUUUGCUAAUUGUGUGUCUAAGAAACAUGGAGCAGUUUUCUUGGAAUCCAGAUCACCUCUGGGUGUUGUUUCCAGAUGUCUGUAUGGUGAUUGCAUCAGAAACUGCUGUGGAUAUUGUAAAACAUGCCUUUAUCACCAAGUUCAAUGACAUUACUGCAGAUGUCUACAGUGAAUAUAGAGCCAGCCUUGCUUUUGACCUUGUUAGCAGCCGACAGAAAAAUGCGUAUACUGAUUACAGUGACUCUGUGGCACGGAGGAUGGGGUUCAUUCCUCUCCCACUAGCUGUUUUACUCAUCAGAGUCGUCACAAGCUCCAUUAAAGUGCAAGGAAUCCUGUCGUAUGCCUGCGUCAUACUCUUCUAUUUUGGGUUGAUCUCCCUGAAAGUCCUUAAUAGCAUCGUGCUGUUGGGGAAGUCAUGUCAGUAUGUGAAGGAGGCCAAAAUGGAAGAAAAGUUGUUCAGUCCUCCUCCGGCCAGCACAUCAGGCAAACCACCCCAUAAGUCACAGAACAAAUGUAAACCCUCUCAAGAAGAAAACUUGUCUGCUUCGGUCACCAGCCAGCCUGUUCAUCCGAAAGAAAACGUCAUACCCUUACUUGUCACGAGCAGUUCUGAUCAGUUUCUGACGACUCCAGAUGGUGAUGAGAAGGACAUAACACAGGAAAGCUCUGAAUUAAAGCACAGAUCCUCAAAGAAAGAUUUGCUGGAGGUAGACAGGUUCACAAUCUGUGGAAACCGAAUCGACUGAGCUCUGCAGCCAAGUCCUGGGGCAGGAGACGCUCUGCUACUGGGAUGGACAGAUGCGAAAACUGGCACUUAAAUAUUUAUUUAAAAACUUAAAUUAUUAAUGGAAAGCGAAUCUUAAUAUCUUUCUUCCGGUGACGUGGUCUGGCUGAAGGUCAGGUCACAGAACAGCAGCGACCUCCAGCCUGGACUCUGGAACCUGACGGGUGAGGAGGAGCCCCCGGCUUGGCAGAGGGCAGUCACUUCUGGGCCUCACGGGGGCCACCUCCCAAUCACUUUGCCGUAUCCGUCCGCGCUUCCAGAACCUCGAAUUCUCCCUCGAGGCCUCUUCCAUACAAGGAUACACCUGGAAAACUGUGAAGCUUCUGCCAUGACAUUACCUUUCCAGCUCAUACUGUUUUCACAAACAGGUUUCAGACUUGACUUCAUCUGCCAAAGCAUUAAAAAAAAAAAAAAAAAAAAAGGUUAAAACUUAAGUCAAGAUAAAUGUUCUUACCACCAGAAUAAUCCUUGAAGAUGUAUCUGAAUUAAUCAGAAUAAAAGGCUACCUAAAAUAAUUCAUGGUGAAUAGUAGCAUUUUAUAGGAAGAAACCCUAAGCCAGUUUGUUUAUUUACAAAAUAUUCAUUAAUGAAAGUUCUGCAUCACAGAGAAAACGUUUCAUGAUUUUCCAGUUUCCUCUUUAAAGCAAAAUGUGAGCUGUGCGUUGUUCAAUUGCAAUGGAGAGAAUAGAAAUACCCUUACGAAAAGGCACUUUUUAUACUGAAAAGGCAGAGCAGUGUUAACUUUCAUGUAUCGUUAACCGGUUUCGCUUUAAAACUAAUUGCUUCACAAAUUGUUACAGUUAAAAGGAUCGGAUGUCGAGUGGGCUGCAGGAUUGUCACUGUAUAAAACCCGAAGGUUUUUAAGGUGUCCACUUGAACUGAGUUUUUAAAGUGACCGUUUUAAAGUAAAUAUUCUAAGCGGUUUGGGCAGCAUCUUGCUUGGGCUUAAAAAACGCGUCAGUCUUUCUGACUGGAGUGUCCGUGGGUGUGCCCGAGCUGGGGGUGCCCGUGGGCUCGGGGCCUGUGGGCCACUGUCUGUGUGGGGAGACCUUUGUGUCUGGGCGCUGGGAACAGCAGCCAAAGGUGCUUCUUGGUUUUGUUUGAGAUCAAGAUUCCAUUUCUGUUUAACUACUAGUUUGUGGCCUACAGCAGAGGACAAGUUAUUCCCCACCAGUUUUAUCUCUUGGAACCUUUCUGCAUUUUUAUAAAAAUUUUACAGCGUCUCAUUUCAGAAUGUCCAGAUGUUCUACUGUUCACUAUCAUUUCCUUUGAUGUUUUCAUUUGGAAGUUCAGCUGUUGUGCUGGUAUUUCAGGCAUGUGACCUGCAGAAAGUAAUUUUAGGGGAUUUCUCUAUUUCCUGGGUGAAAUGUAAAGCAAGCUUUAACGUUUGGCUUCUUCAUGAGAAAUAUGGAAGUGGAUUUUAAUGUUUUGCAUCAGCUAAGGAAAUCUGAAGGUUAAUGUUCACAUAGGGUAGAAAAGAAAGUCCUCCUGAAAUACUUUGGUGAAACCAGGAAGUAUUUUAAGUUAAAAAUGAAAAGACUUUUGUGUAUGUUUCAAUGAAGCCCCAUUUGAGAAUUCUACUUUUUUUCUAUCCCCUCUUCACCACCAAAAGGAACAGUGUCCAUGUGAAUGGAAUAGUUUGGGGGGGAACUUUGCCAAAUGUAGCCCUGAUCCGUGCAAGAAUAUGAUUUGGGUAUAUCCUUCCACUCAGCUUGAAUUAGCCUGUUAUUAUUGUGCUGUCAUUUUCGGAAGAUUUCAUUUCCUUUGCAGGAUAUAUUGGGAGUUGGGAAUGAUGUUCAUUUCUUCUGCUAAAAUGGCAUUCAAUACUAAUUUUAUAAGUGCAUCUUGUGUGAAACUCAAUAAAUUCAAUUUUGUAAUCUUUUUUAAAAA